Vicia faba (fava bean) is the source of this 321-nucleotide messenger RNA. Lineage: Eukaryota; Viridiplantae; Streptophyta; Magnoliopsida; Fabales; Fabaceae. The record is from the annotation of a GenBank genome assembly.
AUGCACUGGUUGAAAAAUGGGGACCUUAAUACCAAAUCCUUUCAUCAAUCCGCUACGGCAAGGAAGAAGUUUAAGAAAAUUGAGAAAUUAAUUAAUGAAGAUGGGUAUGGAUUAGUCGAGCAGCAAGAUAUUGGAAUUGAUACGCAGGAUUAUUUUGAAAGAUUGUUCACAGCUACAGCAGCCACUUACGACCUGGAAAUGCACCCAGACAAAUCUCCAGUUCCGGAUAGCUUCAGCCCGAUAUUCUAUCAAAAAUUUUGGGAUAUUUGUGGUGACGAUAUUUUUACUGUAGCUAAGCUAUGGCGGGAUCGAGAGGAAUAA